AUGAGUUUAAAAAUUAACUCUACAGAUUUUUAUACACCACUGGACACAUUGAUUGAUUGUAUACUGCUUGAACAAGGCCAUCCAAAUGCCAGUAAAUUGGUAUGUGAAGCGUCUAAAAUCUUUGGGAAUAUAUUAGCAUAUGCAUUUCCAUGUAUUGGAGUGUUGAAUUUAACUACAAAUACAAUUGUAGCUGUUAUAUUCCUGUAUUCAAUACAUCAAAAGAAUUUACAAUUUUUAUUUCUUGGACUACUUGCCCUAUCAGAUAUUGGGAUAACUAUCAUAAUUGGUUGGUUGAGAUUGUUUCCCACAUAUGGCCUACCGUUUGCAUCUUCAGGCGGUGUAUACUAUUUCAUUAUGACUAGAUCAAGUAUCAGCUGUAAGCUGGUGACUUUUGCUCAGGCGUUUUGUUGUACUCUAAGAGGGAAUAUUUUAUUGCUACUCGCUGUGAUACGUUUCAUAUUAAUGCAUAGACCAUUAGCCUACAAUAGACUUUCCACCUAUCCAUCAUGGAUAUUUAUCACUGGAGUUGUGUUCAUCACAUUUCUAAUGUCAUUACCUAUUGGAAUUAUUGUUGAUAUGACAUUGGUUUUCAAGUUGUCAAUGUGUUGGUUUACACAAUUCGAUGAUAUACUUAUAGCCUAUCAAGUGUUAUUUUCAAAUACGUGUAUUGUACAACUAUCGCUCACCUUAUUUUUCAAUGUAUUUUUUGUCCUCAAAGUUGUUAAAUGGACAAGUAGUCGGCGUCAAACGACUAGUACAAAUUCUACAGAGAGUAAGAAAAAUAUUUCAACGACAAUAACACUACUUGUCUUGCAUACAUUCACAUUUCUAUGUGCUUUACCUUGUGGAAUUAGCUUUCUUUUGACGAUUCUGUUUGAUCCAACAAGCACUGAUGUGUCAGUGGAAUUUCUACGCCUAGUCGUUUUCAUUUUAAACAUAGGCUGGGUGAUAAUUUUCCUUCAGUCUUCAUUGAAUAUAUUAUUAUACACAGUAAGGAUUAGUAUAUUUCGUCAAACUCUAUGCAAGGUAUUGAGAAAUGUUUCAGUAAGAGCAUCAAGUGUGAAUAGAGUAUCAGUGCAAAGAUCAUUUACAUGACAGUGGUUAUUCUUUAUAGUAUCGAAUAACUGAUCAUAUCCGCAAUUACUUUGUUUAUUCAAUCGAUUUUAAAAAGUGUAGAUACAAGAAGGUGACCAACUGACAUGGCACAACAAAACAGAUGACAUAAUCAAUAUUGUAUUCUUAAUCCCAUCUCGACUGUUUAUUAUGGGUUAGUAACUGAA
Molecule: messenger RNA, 1280 nt
Organism: Trichobilharzia regenti
Lineage: Eukaryota; Metazoa; Platyhelminthes; Trematoda; Strigeidida; Schistosomatidae
Source: the annotation of a GenBank genome assembly